GUCGAGUCACUGGUCAGGGCAGGUCAACCUGCCCUUUUUAUGAGGAAAUUGAUGCCAUCCUUGGCACAAGAGCAGCAUCGACACCUCCAACUUUGCUUGAGAGCAGCAGCAAUACUGACGAUACUGAUGGAUGUGUUGAUUGGAGUGUGUUGCAAUCACAACAUUCGCCAGCUGACACUGAAGAAGAUCACCACGGUGAAGAUACAGCAGGUGGAGGGGGAGGAGCUAGUGACAAUCCGGUAAUCGAAUCAGCAGACAAUCGAGGUUCACUUAAUCCUAUGCCCACUCCAAUACCUGCUACGGAGAGAAACAAAGCACUAAAAAGAAAACGCUCCACUAAGUCUAGCACUUCUUCAGAGCUUACCACAAUUAUUUGUGAUAUGGAGGAGAAGGCAGAAGAGAUGGAACUAAAGCGAAUGAAGCUGGAGGCAGAGAUAGAAGAAAAAAGGAGGCAAGAGGAACGAAAGCAUGAAAAACGAAUGCAAACCAUGAUGAUGGGUUUCAUGACCCAGAUGAUGAAUAUGGUUAGUCCUCCAUCAUUUCCUCACUCCAGCACCAGCUAUUUACCACCUUCAUAUCCACCACCAUCUCCAACUUACGACCCAUCUCAAGCCUUUCCCCCUAUCAGUGAUUAUCCCCCUACUACUGACCCUUAACUUGUUGUUGGCAUUAACCAAUCAUUAUAACAGUUAUAAUUAUAUCCAUACCAUAAUUAACAUCACGGCUUUACUUAUAAACAUGCAGUCAAUGUUAUUAUUAUAGUGUUAAACACAAUCAUGUAUGACAGUUACUCAAUGUUGAACUGAUGAACGUAUAAUUAUAUAUAAUUAUAGUGAUCAUAAUAAUUAGAUGAAUGGUGAACAUGUGAUAUACUUAAUAGCUUUUAUAACAGAAAGAUUACAUUGAUAGAUGCUUCGUUAUUGCUUCUCGGAUGAUAGAUGAAUCGAGUGUACCAGGAGUGGGAUGUGAUGACGACGAGAACAUACUAGAAGGUUCCUCGUGACGCGUCCAUUCCUCUAAGCAAUUAUCACCAUAGAUUUCACAGAUAUUAUGUAGAACGAUACAAGAAGCAACAACAUCACAAACAUUGACCAGAUCACAAUCCAUUCUCUUCAGCAAACAUCUCCAUCUUCCCUUCAAACGACCAAACGCAUUCUCAACUACCAUCCUAGCUCCACUUUGCCUAUAAUUAUAAUGCUUUUGUUGCCUUGUUAUGUUUUCUGUCUCAGCAAAAGGUUUCAUCAACCACGGUAGAAGAGGGUAUGCUGGGUCUCCAAGAAUUACUAGUGGUA
This is a messenger RNA of Halichondria panicea, 1292 nucleotides long. RefSeq lists its product as uncharacterized. The record is from RefSeq and is a predicted model, not a curated record. The coding region runs from base 279 to 656 and encodes 125 amino acids. The transcript is spliced from 4 exons. Lineage: Eukaryota; Metazoa; Porifera; Demospongiae; Suberitida; Halichondriidae.